This is a messenger RNA of Penicillium daleae, 1485 nucleotides long. RefSeq lists its product as uncharacterized. The transcript has a single exon. The coding region runs from base 1 to 1485 and encodes 494 amino acids. NCBI's taxonomy places the organism in Eukaryota, Fungi, Ascomycota, Eurotiomycetes, Eurotiales, Aspergillaceae. The record is from RefSeq and is a predicted model, not a curated record.
AUGAACGCGAAAUACCCCUGGAUGCGGCCACGGCGCCGUGGCCUACCAUUCCUCUGCGCCAUUGCCAGCAUCUCUUGCUUCGCCAUUCUCGCCAUCUGGUAUGGCAUGAACUCUGACCGCGAUUACAUCCACCCAAUCCUCACUCAGCUCCUCCCCGCGGGCCAUUGCGCCUGUCAAACCUCCACCACCUUCCAAUGCUCCACGUGUCUCUCCUGCUCCGAUUCCUCAACUCUCCAGCUGUCCGCCUCCCCCAGCUGGAAAUUCCAAUACCCUCGCGACGCCCGGAACGAGGCCCUCGACCAGACCCAAUGCCAGGCCGCCUUUCAAGGUCUAUUCGAAGACAUUGCGCGUGGUGAGCGCUAUUGGCGCGCUCACGAUGGGGGCCUCGUCACCGAGGAUCUCGACGAUAUCACCAUUCACCCGGGCAUGGUGCGCGCAUUCAUCUCCCAGGGCCAUUUGCAUGUGGUCACCGCGCGAGCCAAAGGCGAGGACCACCGGCGGAAAAUUCUGGGUGUCUUGAGUUCCAUUCACCGUGCGCUGGCCGCAGACCGAGAUCGCGCGUCAAGACGUGAUAUCGAAUUUGUAUUUUCCGUCGAGGACAAGGUAGAAGACGUGACGAAUGCUCAUCACCCGGUUUGGGUCUUUGCACGUACCCCGACCGAAGAGGGAGUCUGGCUCAUGCCUGACUUUAGCUUUUGGGCUUGGGACAAUCCACAGAACUAUAUAGGUCCGUUCGAUCAGGUGGUGGAUCGUAUCAAGCACAUUGAUGUGCCUUGGGAUGAGAAGAGGCCGCAACUUGUCUGGCGCGGCAAGCCGAGUUUUGCGCCCAAGCUACGCCGUGCAUUGAUUGAAGCGGCGCGUGAUAAACCCUGGGGUGAUGUCAAACAGGUUGAUUGGGAUACGGGCUCCAAUGUGCUCCGCAUGGAAGAUCACUGUCGGUAUAUGUUUAUUGCCCACGUUGAAGGUGAGACACUAUUGCAGGACCUCUCCCGGGGUAUCGCUAUUCUUUCGUCGAAGUAUAUUUACUUACCCUCUCUUUCCUCCCCAGGUCGGUCCUACUCUGCAUCCCUGAAAUACCGCCAAGCUUGCCAUUCCGUCAUCGUCGCCCAUAAACUUCAAUACAUCCAACACCACCAUUAUCUCCUGGUCGCCAGUGGACCAAACCAAAACUAUGUCGAAGUCGAACGCGACUUUAGCGAUCUCACCAAGAAGAUCGAGCCACUCGUCGCAGAUGCCGACGCCGCGCACCGCAUCGCCACGAAUAGCGUCAAGACCUUCCGAGAGCGGUACCUGACCGCCGCCGCGGAGGCAUGCUAUUGGCGAGCUCUCUUCGACGGCUACGGCAGCGUCUGGAAUAGCAGCGUGAACCCCUGGUCCGACCGCACGGGCAAGGAGCGCGGUCUGCGCUACGAGUCAUUCGUCUUGCUGGAGAGCCCGAAGAUGUUCGAGUUUACCGCGGACGCAGCCAUGUCUGGAUACGCCUGA